Molecule: messenger RNA, 10207 nt
Organism: Oryctolagus cuniculus (rabbit)
Lineage: Eukaryota; Metazoa; Chordata; Mammalia; Lagomorpha; Leporidae
Gene: MIB1
Product: MIB E3 ubiquitin protein ligase 1
Biological process (GO): endocytosis; Notch signaling pathway; protein ubiquitination
Cellular component (GO): cytoplasm
Molecular function (GO): protein binding; ubiquitin-protein transferase activity; zinc ion binding
Source: RefSeq, a predicted model, not a curated record
GAUCGCACGACUCUGCGAAACCCUUCCCACCUUAUUAUUGCUGAGGAUCCCCCACCUCCCCACAGUCACUCAGAGAAGGUGCUGCUCCGGCCUUGGCUGCGGCAGUACCCGGAUGUGGAGCCGCUCUCGCCCGGCGGGGACUCUGUGGCGGGGCGGAGCGCGGCGGCGUGCGCGGGGGCAGAGAGAAGGAGGCCCCUGGGCCCGGGCGCUGGCCGGACGCCGGGAGGUACCACCGCUGCCCACGGGGGAGGAGUCGGCGCCGGCGCUCGGGCGCCCACCCCGGAGCGAGGGGCCGGGGGAGGAUAGAGGCCGGCAGUUCGGCUUGCUCCCCGCUGUCCUCGCCGUCCCCCCUGGGCCAGCCUCCCCCGGCCCUCUGCGCUCCCCGCGCUCCCGGCCGGGGGAGAGCGAGGUUUCUUGGCGGCCGUCGCUGUAGCCCGGCCGGGGAGCCCGGAGGAAGCGAGAGAGUCCCCGCCCACGGCCCCCUCCUCACUGCCCCUUAGCCGCCGCCGCCCGUGAGCCGCCGCGGGCGGGCCUCCAGUCCGAGCGGGGGGCGCGGCGGCGGCGGCUGGGCAGCGGCUGUGGGCUCCGCAGGGACCGCGCCGCCGCCCCCGUGAGUUACUCCCACGUCCCCCGGGGCUCGCUGCCGCCCCCGCCGGCGCCGAGAGUCCGGCCUGGGCCCAACUCCCUCACGGGCCCCCCGGCGGCGGCAGCGGCAGCGGCGGAGCCCACCGCCCGGGCCCCGAUGAGUAACUCCCGGAACAACCGGGUGAUGGUGGAAGGCGUCGGGGCCCGGGUAGUGCGCGGCCCGGACUGGAAGUGGGGGAAGCAGGACGGCGGCGAGGGCCAUGUGGGCACCGUCCGGAGCUUCGAGAGCCCGGAGGAGGUGGUGGUGGUGUGGGACAACGGCACCGCCGCCAACUAUCGCUGCUCCGGGGCCUACGACCUGCGCAUCCUGGACAGCGCGCCCACCGGCAUCAAGCAUGAUGGAACCAUGUGUGAUACCUGCCGCCAGCAACCAAUCAUUGGCAUUAGAUGGAAAUGUGCAGAAUGUACAAAUUAUGAUUUGUGCACAGUUUGUUAUCAUGGAGAUAAACAUCAUUUAAGGCAUCGCUUUUAUAGAAUUACUACACCAGGAAGUGAGCGGGUUUUGUUAGAGUCUCGUAGAAAAUCUAAGAAGAUUACAGCAAGAGGAAUCUUUGCAGGUGCCAGAGUGGUACGAGGAGUGGACUGGCAGUGGGAAGAUCAAGAUGGAGGAAAUGGACGAAGGGGAAAGGUAACAGAAAUCCAAGAUUGGAGUGCAUCAAGCCCACACAGCGCAGCAUAUGUUCUCUGGGAUAAUGGUGCUAAGAACCUUUAUAGAGUUGGCUUUGAGGGCAUGUCUGAUCUGAAGUGUGUCCAGGAUGCCAAAGGAGGUUCUUUCUACAGAGAUCACUGCCCUGUGCUCGGUGAGCAGAAUGGCAACAGGAAUCCUGGUGGAUUGCAGAUUGGUGACCUGGUGAAUAUAGAUCUUGACCUAGAAAUUGUACAGUCUUUGCAGCAUGGUCAUGGAGGAUGGACUGAUGGAAUGUUUGAGACUUUAACUACAACUGGAACUGUUUGCGGCAUUGAUGAAGAUCAUGACAUUGUAGUACAAUAUCCAAGCGGCAAUAGGUGGACAUUUAAUCCUGCGGUUCUCACUAAAGCAAACAUUGUCCGAAGUGGAGAUGCUGCUCAAGGUGCAGAAGGGGGUACCUCGCAGUUUCAAGUGGGUGACCUUGUACAAGUUUGUUAUGAUCUGGAAAGAAUUAAACUUCUACAGAGAGGACAUGGUGAAUGGGCUGAAGCAAUGCUUCCAACUUUAGGUAAAGUUGGCCGAGUACAACAGAUCUAUUCAGACAGUGAUUUAAAGGUGGAAGUUUGUGGAACAUCUUGGACAUAUAAUCCGGCAGCAGUUUCCAAGGUGGCAUCUGCAGGAUCAGCCAUUAGCAAUGCAUCUGGUGAAAGACUGUCACAACUCCUGAAGAAAUUAUUUGAAACUCAAGAAUCUGGUGACCUCAAUGAAGAAUUAGUUAAGGCGGCUGCUAAUGGAGAUGUUGCUAAAGUGGAAGAUUUGUUAAAAAGACCAGAUGUGGAUGUAAAUGGGCAGUGUGCUGGCCAUACAGCUAUGCAAGCUGCUAGUCAAAAUGGACAUGUUGACAUUUUGAAGUUGCUUUUGAAGCAAAAUGUGGAUGUAGAAGCUGAGGAUAAAGAUGGAGAUAGAGCAGUUCACCAUGCAGCCUUUGGAGAUGAAGGUGCUGUUAUAGAAGUACUACACCGAGGCAGUGCUGAUUUGAAUGCCCGCAACAAACGCCGGCAGACACCACUUCAUAUUGCUGUUAAUAAAGGUCAUCUUCAAGUAGUGAAGACUUUAUUGGACUUUGGUUGUCAUCCCAGUCUCCAGGAUUCUGAAGGUGAUACCCCUCUCCAUGAUGCAAUAAGUAAGAAACGUGAUGAUAUCCUGGCAGUUCUUUUGGAAGCUGGAGCAGAUGUUACCAUUACAAACAAUAAUGGAUUUAAUGCUCUACACCAUGCUGCUCUAAGAGGAAAUCCCAGUGCAAUGCGUGUUUUGCUCUCUAAAUUACCCAGACCAUGGAUCGUGGAUGAGAAGAAAGAUGAUGGUUAUACCGCCUUGCAUCUGGCUGCUCUGAACAAUCAUGUAGAAGUGGCUGAACUGUUGGUACACCAGGGUAACGCGAACUUGGAUAUCCAGAAUGUGAACCAGCAGACUGCCCUCCACCUUGCUGUUGAACGACAACACACCCAAAUUGUUAGGCUUUUGGUGCGUGCAGGUGCUAAGCUAGACAUUCAGGAUAAGGAUGGGGACACUCCUUUGCAUGAAGCUCUGAGGCAUCACACUUUGUCUCAGCUACGUCAGCUUCAAGAUAUGCAAGAUGUAGGGAAGGUGGAUGCUGCCUGGGAACCAUCUAAAAAUACAUUAAUAAUGGGACUUGGUACUCAAGGCGCAGAGAAGAAGAGUGCAGCAUCUAUUGCCUGUUUCUUGGCAGCCAAUGGAGCUGAUCUUAGCAUUCGAAAUAAGAAGGGUCAGUCCCCCCUUGAUCUCUGUCCUGAUCCAAGUCUUUGCAAAGCAUUGGCAAAGUGUCAUAAGGAAAAAGUCAGCGGUCAAGUGGGUUCUCGGAGUCCUUCUAUGAUUAGUAAUGAUUCUGAAACCUUAGAAGAAUGUAUGGUAUGUUCAGAUAUGAAGAGAGAUACUCUUUUUGGCCCAUGUGGGCAUAUUGCAACCUGUUCUUUAUGUUCUCCACGAGUCAAAAAAUGCCUCAUCUGUAAAGAACAAGUUCAAUCCAGGACAAAGAUUGAAGAAUGUGUGGUAUGCUCUGACAAGAAAGCAGCUGUUCUUUUUCAACCUUGUGGACACAUGUGUGCUUGUGAAAACUGUGCUAGCCUGAUGAAAAAGUGUGUGCAGUGUCGUGCAGUAGUGGAGCGAAGAGUGCCUUUCAUCAUGUGCUGUGGAGGGAAGAGUUCGGAAGAUGCUACUGAUGACAUCUCAAGUGGGAAUAUUCCAGUGUUACAAAAGGACAAGGACAACACCAACGUCAAUGCAGAUGUGCAAAAGUUGCAGCAGCAGUUACAGGACAUUAAGGAGCAGACAAUGUGCCCUGUGUGUUUGGAUCGUCUGAAGAAUAUGAUUUUCCUCUGUGGCCAUGGAACAUGCCAGCUCUGUGGAGACCGCAUGAGUGAAUGUCCCAUAUGUCGCAAGGCUAUUGAACGAAGGAUUCUUUUAUAUUAACUGAGAAACACAGUGUGUUUUGUUAACUAAGGAGUAUCUGGUCAUGAGAUCUCAGUAAGCUAGUUGGAAGUUGUAAUGAAUUAAUUUCUGGUAUCAUAGUUUCUUUACUAGAGUGUAAUUAGACUGCAAAUAUAUGAACAAAACUACAAAGCAGUAUUUUGAAAGGGUGUGGGUUUUUUUGUUUUCCUUUUAAAUUUGAAACAUCUAAUCCAUGUAAUUCAUAGGUAAUUUGCUUUUGACUUCUAAGGGGAAAAUCCUUUAAGGGUAUCCUGGGGUGUUUUUUAUUGUAAUUUCUCUUAUAGUUUAUAAAUUUGUUAAGACCUCAAAAGACAUAAUUCCUUGUGAUCAGUCAGCUAUUAGUAUAUCAUGAUUUUACUCAGUGAAUUGAUACAGAUAACUCUAAAAAGUCAUUCAUGAAAUGAAAGGGGCAAGUCAAAUUAUUAUGUAAAAUAUGUGAAGUGCUAAAAUUGUGGGACAAGUUCCAGAUAGUUAAGGGGAUGUUGAAGGGAAAUUCUUUUUUUAAUAUAAUAGGAAAUUAUCCAAAUGUUUGUUUCUGAAUUCUUAGAGUAAAUGGAAGCAUAGAAUAAUAAGAAAAUAGUGACUUUGUAUUUGGUUUAUUUUGUGGAUUUAAAAGGAAAAUAGUUUAACUUGAAUUAAAUUACCAGUUUCAAAAUGACUAUUAGACAUGUUAAAAGGAAAAAUAAGCAAUCAUAGUGGAGAAUUGAAGGAGAAAAAAUAAAAGAGUACUUGUUAACUGUCCAUUAUUAGUUGCAUUUCUCAUAUUAAUUUAGAUACUGUUUGCUUCAGCCAGCCUUUUAAAAAAACAUUUGUGAAAAGUGUAUUCCAGUUUUCCCCGUGAUUGCUUAUCUGGCCUUGACUGACCAAUAAGAUGAUGUUGCCCUGUUUGGGCCUUUGAGAUUCUGAUUAGCUUGGAUGAUACAUUGUCCAGAGACAGCAAUCUAUAUGUAUCUGUAUCUAUUAAUUCUGACAGUGUUACAGAUUUUACCUUUGUCAAAAAGCCUUAUUUCCAUUCUUUCUCAGAUAGGAAGUCUGACUAUAAAGAUCUCUUCUUUAUACCUACAGAUGAAGACAUUAUACUGCCAAUAAUAUCCAAGACAUAGUAGACAAACUAAUAAUAAAUACUUAUUUAGAAAGAGUGCCAGGGUAUUUGCAAAAAAUAUGUCUGAUUAUCUGUGGAUUUUUUGUUUUACACAGUUUGACUCUGUAGCAUCUCAUCUUUUUUUUUUUUUUUUUAACGAAUUAUCUUAUCUGGGGUAACUGUACACAUAAAUGUUUUCAGAUUCCUUGCUGCUAGAUUAUCAAAACAUCCACUGUUUACAGUAGUGUCUACUGUAUAUUGUUCAUUAGCUUAUUUCCCAUGUGCACUUAUUUCCUAUAUUUUUUGUGGCUUUUCCCCUGGCUAGCAAUUUCAGCUUUUCUACAACAACUCAGUUAAAAGUACGAAGUGUCUAGUAUUCAUAGCUCUGUCUUUCUGGCUAUUGAACUACUGCUGUCUUCCCAGUCCUGGUGAAAGCAGUGGUGAGCUUUGCCAGCUGGUUUUGUAGUCUCGGCAACUUUCUAUCUAUGUUUAGCUGAGUAAUUGUUAUCAUUUAAAACAGUAACCUUUUUAGAAAUUUCGGAUUUGAAACUACUUUUUGACUCCGUUAUCUAAUAAGGGGCCACUGAGGCUUUUUAAAAACUUUAUUGGAACUUAUAAAAAGAUAGAACAUAUGAGUAAUGUUAUUCACAUAAAGAGACAAACCCACUAUCUUCUUGCAGAUUUGAAAACAAAAGGUGUCAAGAUUUUCCUUUUUUUCCCAUGCCAUUGGCCACUCCAUAUGCUUUUCAGGACAUUGGCUGGUAUGGAGGGCACCUGGCUGAUUGAUGCAGAUCUUGGCCAAUCAGUGAACUGUGAGGCCCACAGCUUAUCAGAGUAGGCCAUUUUCAAAUUCUUCUGAGCUGUAGUGUUAGAACUUAACGUUCCUAAAAGGUAAUAUCAUCUUAUAGACUAGUUUAAACAUUUUCUCUGUAUGAAAAAUAUAGUAACUUUAUACUAUAGAAGUCAUAAAGUCACUAUCACUUUAGUGCUAAGUAAUUGUGGAUUUUCUAUUUUUAUCAUUUUCAAAUGUAUUUUAUGAAUAGAAAAUGUUUAUCUAUUCAUGUUUUCAAGCACCUAAAAUUAUUUUAAGUGUUAGGGCUUAUGAGAGAGAAUUUGAUUAUAUUUGAUCUUAGCUAAAAGUCCAAGAAGCAAUGAGAGAAUAAGAUCAAGAACUCAUUAAAGUGGUUUUCCUCCAACUCUCUGAAACUGCUACCUCUUAUUCUAUGUCUUGUCAGUACUUUGACAGAUGUGUUUUCUCCUCAUUAACUAAAUCGCUUUAUCCUGUGCCUCAAAAAGAUCUUUACUUUUCCUGAAAUUAUUAAAUAAAUAAACAAAUAAAUGCAACCAACCAACCUUCUUUCAAAAAAGUAUUCAUUGGGCUUCAGGAGGUAGGUGUACAACACUGAAUAUGGCCAGCAUCUCAGCACACUCAGGAUUGAUUGUGCGGUGGUUGCGUGUUUGGGAUAUUGUAUAGUCAGAAGGAAAGCUCUGAAGGUACUGAUAGGAUUUCUUCCUAAUGUUUCUAAAGAGUUGUCAUUGUCAAUCAGUCGAAUUUGGAUUCCUUUUCUGGACCCUCUCACCCUACCAUGUUUUCUCCCUUAUAUUCUAAGAAUGUCAGUUUUAUUACUCAAAACACACACAAACAACUUACCAGAUGGUGCUAUUCCAAUUAUGUUUGCUCACAUAAUUUGACAUUCUUAUUGCUCAUUAUAUAUAUAUAUAUAUAUAUAUAGUUAAUUUUGUUGGGAGCAAGAAGGUUUUUCAAGAGAAGAUAAUUUUGUAUUAGUGUAGGAAUAUUAUAUUAGACAAACAUGUAGUUUAGCUGGCUGAUUAUGCUUAAGAUAUUUGUAAUUUUAAAUAUUGCAGGUUGACUAGCUACUGAGGCAUAAAAUUAAUUAGUAGAUAAUGCUGGAAAUCACUUUCUUAAAUUUAUAUUUUUGAUGAUUUUAGUCUGUAAGAUUUUCAUGUGUUGAACUGCAUGCUGCUUAAGAUUUGUCCAGUUCAGAUUUCCAAGCUUGCUAGUUAAUUUUCUGUGGUAGAAACAUGCUAUCCAGCAGUGUAUUGCUGAGUUGUUGUUCUUUGUUGUGAAUUAUGGACUCUUUUUGGACUAGGAAUUAUUCAAAUUUAUGGACUAAGAGAAUUAGGGAUAGGGAAAGGUCGGGUCAGGACAGUGGGAUUGUUCCGACAAGUGAGAAGGAGAAAAGUCAGUGUUUGAAUAUGGAGAUAAAAGAGGAUCAUGUGGAUUUCUUCUGAGCAUCAGUGGAGAGGGUAAAUUUAAACCACAUAAUAAAAAGGGUCUUUCAACCUAUUAAUUUGUAGUUUAAAUGACAGUUGCUCUGUAAAUUUAUAGACUUUAUUAUAGCUUGCUUUUUUUUUUAAUCCAAAAAGGAAAAGCACUUAUCCUCUUAGGAUGUCUAAGAUGUUUUAUAGUAAUACUUUGUGUAAAAAAUUGCAUUUUGAAAUAUGGGUUGUUUUGCAUUAUUUUGUUGUGGUAAAGUCAUAUAAAAGUCACCAUCUGAACUAUUCCUAAGUGUCCAGUUUGGUAGUGGUAAGUACAUUCACAUGGUGUGAAGCAUCUCCAGAACUUCAUCUUGUGAAACUGAAACUCCAUACCCAUUUAUAACUACACUCCCCCAUUAUCCUCAGUAGGAUAGAAUUUGAGCCAAAUGUAAAUCAAGAAACAGCCAAAUCACUUAGCAGUUUGUUUAUGUUUGAAAGAUCCAAAGUCAUGGCAAACAACAGGUUCCUAAAAUUUGGGGGAAAGACAACAUUUCUUACCCUCUGCUCAUAAUCAUAACUGAAUAGGUUUUAAAUGUGCUUAGUUGGAGAGGUUAGUUAUUUCACUUUGAGCCAGAGGGGAAAAACACAUUUUAAAUACCGGAAUUAGGUUAGCUUUGAAUUUGUACUAAAUUGGGAUGGCAAUAGAUUUUCACAAAGUAAGUGUGCCUUGCUGUUGAAAAUGUCAAUUGUCUUAAGUCUCCUUGUAAAAGUUUCAAAAUAUGUCUUUCUUUCAAAAAAGCAAACUAAUUUCACUUACUCGAAUAUUAUGAUAGGAAUGCUUACUGAUAUUACUUGAUAAUCAUAUAUCCUUGGAACUUUAACAUAUAUAUAUAAAACUAUAGCAGUAUUAAUAAUUACAGUUGUACUUCUUUAAAACAUUAAAUUUGAGGAAACUGUUUAAUGCUGUCUCAUGUGUACAUUGCUUUACUAUAGUGAGGGGGAAAGUCUUUCAGAUUGAGCCUCAGUUUACUGACAACUGGUUAGUAGUGGGUAAAACUACAGUAUGAAAAAUAGGAACUAGACAAUGGAGCUGAUGAAUUAAAAUUAUAAGUUGCUACAUUGGCAUUUUCUACCUCCUUCUUGGUCAGAGUGUUACUUUUUCCAACACUUAUUCUUAUUUGUGAGUAAAGAGGAGAUUGGAUCCAGAGAUUGAAAUUGAGAAUUUUGUUUUGUUGAGAAUUUAAGCAGUAGGUACAAGAGAAGUGACUUGUCAUAUUAAUUUGGUGCCUAAAUCCAUAACUACAAGUUACAAUUGACAUGUACAAAAUGUCUGAGGAAGAUAAUAUUGGUGAAUAUUUUACUUUCCCUGUAUAGUCUACUAAGUUUUGUUUCAUAAACACAACUUCUUUCCUCCAAAAAGCAAAAUGGUCUUGUAAUUUUUUUUAUAAAAUAAACAAAUAUGUGCCAUUUUGUCUGAGAUAUAUCAUUUCAGGAAGCUAUUGAAAGUUCUGACUCAGGGCUUUUUAACAGUUCAAGCAAUUGUUAAUUAUAUUUUAGAAAUUCCAUCCACAUAAUUCUUCAGUGCCUUGAAAGAAUUAUUAACUUGGCAACACUAUUAAAACUUCACAGAAGGCGGUCAGUAGUGCACGUGUGUUAUAACGAUGUACACUUUCAUAAGUCAUAUUGCUCAGCUGUGUAAGAGUGAUACUGUGUGUAUGCUGGGUUUGGGUAAUUCUUUAAAGGAAAUCUCCUAGAUUUGCACUUGAUACUCAUUUUUAAAAAACUGAUUAUUUAUGGCCAUGACACUGUUACCAGAAAAGUAAUUCUAUGUUAAGCCAUUAUGCAGAGUCAUCUAUAAGUAGCAUCUGGGAAGAGAAGAUGGAGCUUACAGUUUGCUAUUUUAGAAUGAAAGGAUCUGUUUGGGAAACACAGAUUGUCUUCCCCUCAAAGGAAAAAUAAAAUACUUCUAUUCAGCUCAUUCCGUUUUUUUAAAAAAAUAUUUUUAAAGGAAACCAUGAAUUGCAUGUUAUUCUUAAUGCUGGUCUUGUAGACUAAAUGUAGAAAAUUGUUUUUCUCUUAGUUCAGUAUACUUGUGUUAUUCUAAAUGCAUUGUAUUCAGUGGAAGAAAGCAGCUAAUAAUUGGACCCUUAGCAGUGUUUUCCUUUGCAUUUUUCCCAGUUUUUUAGCUUUCAAUGUUGUAUUAAAUUUAAAGUCUUAUUUGUGAAUAUAGUUUCUAUAUGGCAAAUGAUUCUUAAUAGUUUUGUUAAAAAAUGUUUGGUAGGAGCUAAGUUUUUAAAAAUAAAUGCAAACCUGUACCAUUAAUAAAAUCUAUAGUAUUAUAUCAUACAAUGCUUUUCUCUGAUCUUUUGAAAACUGUUCUUUAUAGUAGUAUACUUGGGUUUUGAUUCUUAAGGCAUUUGAGAACAAAUUGUAGCACAUCAAAAAAUCUGUUUGUGUUGGAAAGGAAAUUACUGUGUCUUUGAGAAACAAGGACAUCUGUCUCCAACUCAAUGUCAGACCUAAAUAUUCCCAUCUAGAAGACUGUCCUUGCAGUUGUUUACAUUUAGGUACCUCUAUCCAAAGGGCCAAAGAAGCUUUUUGUAUUUUAACACCUCACACUCUUUGAAGAUUAAGUUGUAUUGUGAAAUUACCAAAAGUCUGAAUGGGAUAAAUUUGAUAGUAAAUCAAGCAGUCAGGAAGACUCAACUUUUUCUGUGAAAACUUUCUUUCCUUUCACAACACAGAUGUAGAUUUCAAUUUCAAGAGACAACCACUUCAAGGCAAUGAUUUAUUUUAGUUUUGUGGUUGUCUGAGUAACUGAAUGACCUGGGGACUAUUUUAUUUUUCAAACACUUAUUUGUGAAGUUAUUAAGGCUGUCUAGUUCCAGUUCAGAAGAUUAGGUCUCUUUUGGAUGUUUAAGAGAAAAACCAUCUGAAAUAAAAUCUUUUGUUUAUUUGAAAAAAGCAUAUGUACUCCAACUUUAAAAUUGUGAAUUUAUUUUGGGUAACCUCCAAAUAACUGUAUUUUUAAAUUUCUGUUGCUGUAUAAUUAGAUAUUCCAUGGCAAUAUUUUUUAUUGAAUUGGAACUGUAUAGGUUUUUAAAAUAAAGACAUUUUAGAAAGUC